CUACCGAGAGUAAGGAAGCCGACAGGGACCUGAGCGAGGCCAAUCAGCGGCCACAAGGAAGAGUGCGGAAAGGCCCGCCCGCCUGAUCCUGCGAGUGACGUUCGGCCGCCCUGAGCGGGUGGCGUAGCCGUCCGCCAUCCUUCGUCUCGUCCGCUUGCCUGGAGGCUUCCUGCCUCGGCGCUGGCUCUGCGGCCAUUUUGAGCUUCGCUUCAACCCGCCCGCCGGCCCAGCCCUUCCGGGGUCGCUUAGCUGAGGGGCUUUUCCACGGUCAGUCUCUCCUGGCAAGUCGCCGCCGCCGCCGCCGCGGAAGGGCUCCUAUCCAUGGUGGAGAGGGCUGGAGAGGACUAGGACACCUCCAUUCCGCCAGGAUGGAUGUCGCCUCGGCCGCCGCGUCCUUUGCCUGCCGUUCCGGACUGUGGUCUGCCGCCCGCGGCCGAAGCCGCUCUCCUCUGUGGCUCUUCUGUUGGCCCGGGGAUCGGCCUGGGGCAUCAACUCCGCCACUGGGCAAGGCUGAGACUCUGUAGGCCUUUUGGAGUCCCUCCCGGCCGCCCGCCGCUGAGCUCCGCGUUCCUCCCUGAGAGACUUGCCGAGAACGCGGAGAUGGAGCCGGCAGCAGACGGAUCGCGGGAACGGGCUGCCCCGCGGGCGGACUCCCGGUUCCGGCUGCCCUUCUUCUUCCCUCGGCGCUCGCGACCAGGCACUGCCCAGUUCCCCGCACCUCCUGCCCCGGAACACUCCGGGGAUUUCAAACUGGCUUCUUGUCCCCCGCCUGAGGCUCGGCGCAGCUCGUGGAUGCAGCUGCUUUCCCAACUCUUCGCGCCGCUCCCCGGCUUGUUUCAGAAGCUGCUGAUCUGGAGCCAGCUUUUCGGUGGGAUGAGUCCGACCAGAUGGCUAGAUUUUGCUGGAGGCUACAGCGUACUGAGAGCCCUGAGGGCCCGGGAGGAACCCGACCCCCCCACGGCGCCGAAAUCUCUGAGUUCGCUGCGGCUCGACCCCUCGGCUGACGCGGCCGCCGUUCCCCUCAACUGGCUAGAGGAGGGCAUCCAUUGUCAGUGCUCGUCCCCAGAUCUAGAAUUGGAACUUAAAGCCAAGGGAGGAACUUUGGACUCCGCAGCCCACGCUUUUCUCCUAGAGCAGCAGCUGUGGGGAGUGGAGCUCCAAGCCAAUCUGUUCUCCGGCCGGGAACUUGGCCCUUCGCCCUCCGGGCCUCUCAACAUUCAGCGCUUAAGCAAUGCCAGCGUCGUCUCCUAUUUGCUGCACCCCUCCUAUCUGGACUGCCUGCCCCGGGUAGAGCUGAGCUAUCAGAGCAGCGUUGGAAGUGGCGAGCUGGUCGAUUUCCAGGCGCUGAGCCCAGAGAGCGGCUGCCUGGAUGAGGUCCCGUCUCAUCCCCAGCCGCUCAACGCGGAGAUGGCUUGCGUCUCGUUGCAGGGAUGUGCACCUCUCUCUAGAGAAGGGCUGCCCGAAAUCCACCAUCUUCGCAUGAAGCGGCUGGAAUUCCUUCAGCAGGCCAGCAAGGGCCAAGCGUUACCCACCCCUGACCAAGAUCAUGGCUACCACAGCCUGGAGGAGGAGCACAGCCUGCUCCGGAUGGAUCUGAAGCACCGCAGAGAUAGUGCAACACAGUGUGUUCCCGCUGCUGGGGCCGUUCCCGGCACCGCUCAGGAGCCCACUGAGGAGAAAAUAGAAUUGUUGACUAAAGAGGUUCCCCUUGCUUUGGAAAGACAGGGCACCUCGGAAGACUGUCUAUCUUGUGAGGUUCCUACGGAGCAGGAGCCUGGAGAGGACCAAAUAAGUGUAGUUGACUCCUCAGACAUAGACGAUGACCUUCCCAUUUCUGCCAGACCAGCCUGUAGCAACAAAUUGAUAGAUUACAUUUUGGGAGGUGCAGCCAGUGACCUGGAAACAAGUUCUGAUUCAGGUGAGGAUUGGGAUGACGACGCUGAGGAUGAUGGUUUUGAUAGCGAUAGCUCACUCUCAGAAUCAGACCUUGAACAAGACUCAGAAGGGCUCCACCUUUGGAACUCUUUCUAUAGUGUCGAUCCUUAUAAUCCCCAAAACUUCACAGCAACAAUUCAGACUGCUGCCAAAAUUCUUCCCAGAGACCCUUCUGACUCAGAGACGGAUUUGUCUGACAAGUCUAAUUUAGAAAAUCCUCCCCGGACUGCAAGCCUUCCUGAGUCUCCUGACCAUAAUUCUGGAGCAGAAGAUGACUGGGAAUCUAGUGCAGAUGAAGCAGAGAGUCUCAAACUGUGGAACUCUUUCUGUAAUUCCGAUGACCCCUACAACCUUCUAAAUUUUAAGGCUCCUUUUCAAACAUCAGGGAAAAAUUGGAAAGGCUGUCUAGACUCAGAGAGGCCGUCUGAGUCUAUUGUGGCCAUUUCUGAGUGUCACACCUUACUUUCCUGUAAGGUGAAACUGUCAGGGAGCCGAGAAAGUGAAUGUCCAGACUUGGUACAGGGUGGGGUUCUUUCUGGAGGAAGACACACACAUAUCCAGAGAAAAAAGGUAACCUUCCUUGAAGAAGUUACUGAGUAUUAUAUAAGUGGUGAUGAGGAUCGAAAAGGACCAUGGGAAGAAUUUGCACGGGAUGGAUGCAGGUUCCAGAAACGAAUUCAAGAAACAGAAGACGCUAUUGGAUACUGCUUGACAUUUGAGCACAGAGAAAAAAUGUUUAAUAGACUCCAGGAAAUGUGCUUCAAAGGACUUAAUGUUUUCGAGCAAUGUUAAGAUGAUGUGACAGCCUCUGGCCUUAGCAGACACUACCUCUUACUUGAGAGGUUUCUUUUAAAAAUAAAAAUUGGCAGCUGUCCUUUGA
Molecule: messenger RNA, 2815 nt
Organism: Mesoplodon densirostris (Blainville's beaked whale)
Lineage: Eukaryota; Metazoa; Chordata; Mammalia; Artiodactyla; Ziphiidae
Gene: PPP1R15B
Product: protein phosphatase 1 regulatory subunit 15B
Exons: 2
Coding region: 373-2727 (784 amino acids)
Biological process (GO): response to endoplasmic reticulum stress
Cellular component (GO): endoplasmic reticulum; protein phosphatase type 1 complex
Molecular function (GO): protein phosphatase regulator activity
Source: RefSeq, a predicted model, not a curated record